This is a messenger RNA of Cucumis sativus (cucumber), 2434 nucleotides long. RefSeq names its product transcription factor bHLH49. The coding region runs from base 371 to 1972 and encodes 533 amino acids. The record is from RefSeq and is a predicted model, not a curated record. The transcript is spliced from 10 exons. Gene Ontology annotation, molecular function: DNA-binding transcription factor activity; protein dimerization activity. Gene Ontology annotation, biological process: regulation of DNA-templated transcription. Gene Ontology annotation, cellular component: nucleus. NCBI's taxonomy places the organism in Eukaryota, Viridiplantae, Streptophyta, Magnoliopsida, Cucurbitales, Cucurbitaceae.
AAUGAAGAAAAGGUUUAAUUAGAGAAAAGGGGUUUCCUUUGCUUUGCCUUUUGCCUUUAAUUUUUUUCUUUUUUUUCUUUUUUUUGCAGUAGAAGUGGCGGUGGUUAAUCAUCAAAGGACACUCUUUUUCAUGUAAGCGUGGGGUUCAGCUCUGCAUUUUGUCUGAGUUCCUGUUUGUGGCAGUGUUUUUGCAGAGGUGACUGCCAUCAGAGGGAAAAAUGAAGGUGGGGGCUCUAAAUUCAAGCUCUAAUUUCAACUAAAAGUUUGGGGAAAGAGGAAAGAAUCUGGAAAUGGAUGCUUGUUUAUUGUUGGAAAGAAAUUGAGGGAAGGUGAGUGAGUGAGUGAGUGGAGAUUUUCUUUUACUGAUAGUAUGAAUGGGAAGGAUGAAUUUGAAGUUGAGAAUAGGACGAGUGAUCCUAUGAGUAUCUCCUCCGCCUGGCAAUUUGCUGCUCCUAAUCUUACUAAUGAGUCAGUGGGAUUUGAUUCGACCGGGAAUCCUUCUGUUGUUAGCAAUGGGGAUCUAGGUGUUUCUUCUUGUCCUUCAACCUCAAUGUCUAACUUAUUCACUCCAGCGCUUUUGAACCAUCAUACGGAAUCGCAAAAUUCAGGGUUCUGCACCACUUUCAAUGAACAAAACAGUAUAGUUACUUCUAAUACGACUUUAGUUGAUGGAGAGGAUCUUAAUUCUUUGAGAUCAAAUGGUGAUACUAGAACACUGGGUAUGGAUUGGAACCAACAAAAUCCAUGGAUGAAAGGAGUUUUUUCAGGAAACGUUCCUGGAAUAUUUCCACCUAAUUUGUCUCAACUUCCAGCUGAUUCAGCAUUCAUAGAACGUGCAGCAAGGUUCUCCUGCUUCAAUAACGGAGUUUUUGGGGCUCCGCCUGCAGGUCCAUUCGGCAUUUCAGACUCUUUAGGCAUUCAUUCUGGGGGUGGAUUUGGAAGGCAAGAAGUUAUUUCAAGAAAUGGAGUCUCCAAAGAUGUAUCUUUGCCCAUGGAACUUGAGGCUGAAGAAAAGAGUCCACCUAAGAAUGAGAAAGACAGUGAAAUGUCUCAAGACCGGGCUAAACAGGGUUGUGUUGGUGAGUCUGGCAAUGAUUCUGAUGAAGCUGGGUUCAGCGGUGGUCAAGAUGAGCAAUGCACGAUGGGAGGUACCAUGACAGAACCAUCUACAGAAGGACUGUGCUUUAAGAAAAGGAAAAGGGGUGAGCAGAAUGUGGGACUUGGACAAGUUAAAGAAGCUCCGCAACAAAUCAAUGAAACUGCAAAGAACGGAGCAUUUAAUCAGCAGAAGGGAGGCCAAAACCCAAGUUCUACUACUAGCAAGCCUGCUGGGAAGCAAGGAAAACAAGAUUCUCAACCAUCAGAUGCUCCCAAAGAAGAAUACAUUCAUGUUAGAGCUCGAAGAGGACAGGCAACCAACAGCCAUAGUCUUGCUGAAAGGGUUAGAAGAGAAAAGAUAAGUGAAAGAAUGAGGCUCCUUCAGGACCUUGUGCCUGGGUGUAGUAAGGUCACCGGCAAAGCUGUAAUGCUUGAUGAAAUCAUUAACUAUGUACAGUCACUGCAACGACAAGUUGAGUUUUUGUCAAUGAAACUUGCAACAGUUAAUCCCAGGCUCGAUUUUAACAUCGAAGAGCUCCUCACAAAAGAAUUCAUUCAAUCCAAGGCUGGUCCAUCCCUGUUUGGUUUUCCUCCUGAUAUGCCCGUGCCUUACCUCCCUCAACAUUCGUCUCACCAUGGACUUAUUCCGCCUUGUCUUCCUACAAUGGGGAGCUCUCCGGACCUGCUACGAAGAGCAAUUAAUUCCCAGCUGACAUCACUUGUUGGUGGAUUCAAGGAGCCUGUUCAGCUGCCAAACCGAUGGGAGAAUGAACUCCACAAUGUUGUCCCAAUGAACUUUGAUGUCUCCGCACCCUCCAGUGGUCAAGAUGUUGAUGGUUCUAAUCCACAAUGCAACACCAGAGCAGAACUCUAAUUUUGCUUUUGCCUUUACAUGAUUCAAAGUUGUAUAGGGUAAGUUAGCAUGUGCCAAUAGGGAAUAAUGCAACUUUCAUUUCUCCCAAGUCCGACAGGCAGAUUUCGCCAACAAGCUUGUAAACAUGGAAAAAGGAUGAGAAGUCAGACUGAAGUCUUGGCAUGAAGGUAUAUGUAGGGAUGAAAACCCCGAACGGUUGACACAUUUUCCUGUGUUUCAAUGCAAGUGUUGAGAAUAAUACAAAGGCAAAGACUUGCUGCACAAAACAGACAAUAUGGUAAUCGAUCAGAAAAGAGGCUGCUGCUAUCUUCAACAAGAUUAUGAAAGAAAUCAGAUUAUUUAUAUUUUGAGAAUGAGAUAUCAUCUAAAUUGUGCCCUUGUUUUGCACUUCUCCAUUAAAAUUUAAGAUCUAGCACUCUGUAUGUGAACUCUAGUCUUCUAAUAUAUAUGUUGGUUUCUUCA